AGUGAACUAUGUAUAUAAAGAAAAAAAAACAGAAGAAAUACUUAAAACGGAAAAUAAACAAGAGGGAUCAAUCAAGUCAUCAUUAUUCAUUGUCGAUCGAAAAAAUCUUGCCGUAGAUUUCGCCUAAAACAUUUCUAUUUUUGAUUUCACGACAUUUACUUUUGAUUUAAAUGUUUAAUUUAUAAAGGACCGUCGUCUUCCGCAAUUCACGCCGAAAUCAAAAAGUCUAAAAAAAAAAAAACAUUCUCUUAAGUUUUUCUCUCUGUAUAUAUAUUACGAAAAACGAAACAGCAAUAGUUUCACUACUCACCGGAGAUCGGAAUUCGAAUCCGGAUCCGAAUCACAGUAACCGGCGCCGGUUCAAAGAGAUAAUUCUGGUACACAUGUGUUUUUGACGCGGAGGAGCAAAAUUCUGGGAAAAUGGGUUGUGUCAGCUCGAAGCAGACCGUCUCUGUCACGCCAGCGAUCGAUCACUCUGGUAUUUUCAGGGACAAUGCUUGUUCUGGUUCCGGUCGAAUUGUGGUUGAGGAUCUUCCUCCGGUGACGGAGAAGAAGCUUUUGUCGUGGAGGAGCAAGAGCGGGAAGAAGAGUGGUAGUGAGUUGGGGAGCGAGUUCGGUGAGUUGAGUGAGUCCGGUCGAGCGAGUUCGAAUUGCAGGAGUGAGUCGGUGAGUUUCCGGCUCGGUAACUUGAGCAAGUACCUUGAAGCUGAGCAAGUCGCAGCUGGUUGGCCUGCGUGGCUGAGCAACGUCGCUGGUGAAGCUAUUCAUGGUUGGGUUCCAUUUCGAUCCGACGCUUUCGAAAAACUCGAAAAGAUUGGACAAGGGACUUAUAGCAGUGUGUUCCGUGCAAGAGAGACUGAAACUGGGAGGAUAGUGGCUUUGAAGAAAGUUAGAUUUGACAAUUUUGAGCCAGAGAGUGUUAGGUUCAUGGCUAGAGAGAUUUUGAUACUUAGGAGACUUAAUCAUCCCAAUAUUAUCAAACUAGAAGGUAUUGUUACUUCGAAGCUAUCUUCCAACAUACAUCUCGUGUUCGAGUAUAUGGAGCAUGAUCUCACUGGUCUUCUUUCUAGUCCCGAUAUCGACUUCACUACUCCACAGAUUAAGUGUUAUAUGAAACAAUUGUUGUCUGGACUUGAUCACUGUCAUGCACGAGGUGUGAUGCAUCGGGACAUCAAGGGUUCAAAUCUUUUGGUGAAUAAUGAAGGAAUAUUAAAGGUGGCUGAUUUUGGGCUAGCUAACUUUUGCAAUGCUUCUGGGAAUAAGCAACCUCUUACAAGUAGAGUUGUGACUUUGUGGUACCGUCCACCUGAACUUUUGCUCGGGGCAACGGAAUAUGGAGCAUCUGUUGAUUUGUGGAGUGUUGGCUGUGUUUUUGCUGAACUUAUUCUUGGGAAACCGGUUCUGCAGGGGAGAACUGAGGUCGAGCAGUUGCACAAGAUAUUCAAACUAUGUGGAUCUCCACCUGAAGAUUACUGGAAAAAGUCCAAACUUCCUCAUGCAAUGCUUUUCAAACCACAGCAACAUUACGAUGGUUGUCUCCGAGAAACCUUGAAAGAUUUAUCCGAUGCUGACAUCCAUCUCAUAGAAACUCUUCUUUCUAUACAGCCCCACAAACGUGGGACUGCGUCUACUGCCCUUGGUUCUCAGUAUUUUACUUCAAAGCCUUUUGCUUGUGAUCCCUCAAGUUUGCCUGUAUACUCGCCUAGCAAGGAGAUUGAUGCAAAGCAUCGAGAAGACACAACAAGGAAAAAAAUCAGCGGGAAUGGGAGACGUGGUACAGAAUCGAGAAAGCCAACACGAAAGCCCCCUGCAUUUGCUAAAUUGGCACCAGCUGAGGAUGUACGGCACCACUCCCAGAAGUUUCAGAAACGUAAUGGUCAUUCAGUCCAUAAUUCGAUUGAUAGUGAUGCCAUUUUAUGUGAGAAAAUGCAAAAGCCAUCAAGUCAUGAAAAGGAUGAAGCUUCUCAUGUGAAGAACGCAUCACAAGGAGAUGUGCCUUUCUCAGGGCCUUUGCAAGUCUCUGUAUCAAGUGGUUUUGCAUGGGCAAGGCGGCGAAAAGAUGACAUAUGUGUUAGAUCACGUAAUAGAUCUCUCUCAAGAGGUCACAUUCCUAACCUGUUGGGACCUUCUCCUGCUUUCAGUGAGAAUACUGACGUUGACUCUAAAAACAAUGAGAAAGAAAAGGAAGAAAAACAUGGGGAAAGAACGGAUUCCCAAGACCGUGAGGCGUAUGAGAUGUUGAAGCUUUCAAUGCUAAAGAAAUGGAGGCAACUUGAACGACCAGAUUCUUUUGAUGGUUCUGACGAGUAUCAUUCACAGGAACUGUCAUUGGCACUUUAUCAGAAAGAAGAAAAGGCAGCAAAGCUGGGUCAAUUGGGUUACGAAGACAAUGAUGACAAAAUCGAAUUCUCAGGGCCAUUGUUGUCUAAAUCUUAUGGAGUUGAUGAGCUUUUGGAAUGCCAUGAACGCCAAAUUCGCCAGCUAGUUAGGAAAUCGUGGUUCCAGAAAGGUAAGAAACAAGGGAAAUGAAUUGCUCUGUAUUAACCUUUCUGAGUCAUGAAAAGCUUUCCAAGGGAUCCAGAAGAGAACUCCAAGAACUCUAUAUGCAUUUUGAUGGUUUGAGAAACACAACGUUAACCAGAUCUUACGACAGAAACUGUGAUGAUCAAGCAAAUAUGGCGAAAGCCAUGAAGCAUUAUUUUUGUUUGUUAAUGUUAAUUUAUAAUAUAAUCUUCUCUAAUAAGUUAAAAUUUUGAGAAUAUAAUAACUACAGCGCAAUUUAUGAAUUCCAGGCAUAAUGUAAUAAUGUAUAGUCAUAAGCAUAUCUAUAAAAUAUCCAGUUGUAUAAAAGAUCUGGAUAUUUGUUAUACAGAAAUUAUUGAUUUUGUCCAAAGUUGAGACCCCAUCUCGUUUAGUGAUGUGUGGUGGUCAUUGGUAUUUAACGAUGUCUCGUGACGAUGGUGUAUGGAGUGAUGUUGGAUUAUGACGCUUGGUGUUAUCAUCUUCUUUCAUUGUGUAUCAUCAAGAUGUGACACAUUAUGUUCUAGUUAUAUAAUCUGUGCACUCA
Molecule: messenger RNA, 3067 nt
Organism: Arabidopsis lyrata subsp. lyrata
Lineage: Eukaryota; Viridiplantae; Streptophyta; Magnoliopsida; Brassicales; Brassicaceae
Product: probable serine/threonine-protein kinase At1g54610
Exons: 9
Coding region: 421-2529 (702 amino acids)
Biological process (GO): positive regulation of transcription elongation by RNA polymerase II; protein phosphorylation
Cellular component (GO): nucleus; cyclin-dependent protein kinase holoenzyme complex
Molecular function (GO): ATP binding; RNA polymerase II CTD heptapeptide repeat kinase activity; cyclin-dependent protein serine/threonine kinase activity
Source: RefSeq, a predicted model, not a curated record